AAGAGCCACAAUAAAUAUUUUUUUGAUUUAACUCUUUUUCAAUUGUAUGCAUAGAGUUGAUCCUUCGGAUAUAAAGAAAAUUUAUUUCGUUCAAAAAAAAAAUUAAAUAAACAAAAAAUGACAAUGGCAUCGCUGUUAUCAAUCCGAAGAUGUUUUCUUAGAUUAGAGUUGAGCCCAAUAUCAAGCAUGUGUGGUUUUCAUACAUCAAGUACAGUGCAGAAGGUAAAAGUCAAUCUAACCCCACAAAUGGCUGCCAAGAAGAAAAGAAAACUAGACAAGAUAUUGAGUAGGCACGAGCGGUUUGGUGGGCGUAUUUUAAAACCUAUAGACGAAAAAGAAGUUUCAGUGCACUUAAAAAGAGACAUUAGAGCUGGCACCAGAACACGUGAGAAAGUUGUAUACUCAUCUGAGGAGCUUGAAGCCCAAAUUCUUUUGAUGAAAGACUGGACAAGAUAUAGGAUGAAGUUUCAUAACAUGGAAAUGAAGGCAUGUUUUAAAAUGAAAGCAGCAGAACAAAAGGCAUUAGAUAAACUAAGGGAAGAGUCUGAAGAACUUUAUCAACAGGCUAUUCAGUGUGAUGAUAAGCUGUUACCAUAUACAUUUAAAGGUCCUCUCAACACACCGCCAAAAACUGACUAUGAUGCUGCGGAUGGACAUUAUAUUGAUAGAACUAACUAUUUUACCGUUGAUACUGGAUUAUUUUAUGAUGAAAGUCUUUUUAAGUCAUCUCGGAAAAAGAGAUAAUAGAAAUAACAUUACAGUGUCAUUAUGGUAUUUAAAUAUAUUUCGAUUAAACUGUGAAAUAUAAAUGUUAA
Molecule: messenger RNA, 815 nt
Organism: Ruditapes philippinarum (Manila clam)
Lineage: Eukaryota; Metazoa; Mollusca; Bivalvia; Venerida; Veneridae
Product: large ribosomal subunit protein mL40-like
Exons: 5
Coding region: 118-744 (208 amino acids)
Cellular component (GO): mitochondrial ribosome; mitochondrial large ribosomal subunit
Source: RefSeq, a predicted model, not a curated record